Messenger RNA from Xyrauchen texanus (razorback sucker), 1735 nucleotides. It is a transcript of the gene otulinb, whose product is annotated as OTU deubiquitinase with linear linkage specificity b. Gene Ontology annotation, biological process: protein linear deubiquitination. The coding region runs from base 88 to 1413 and encodes 441 amino acids. Lineage: Eukaryota; Metazoa; Chordata; Actinopteri; Cypriniformes; Catostomidae. The record is from RefSeq and is a predicted model, not a curated record. The transcript has 9 exons. Gene Ontology annotation, molecular function: cysteine-type deubiquitinase activity. Gene Ontology annotation, cellular component: cytoplasm.
UAUUGGUAAGCUAUCUGGAUGGAAAACUUCAUACUUUGUAGUUCCUGUCUAGAAGGCCAGUAAUCAGCAUGCAGAGAUGCAGAUUGGAUGUCCUCGCACAUGUGCCAUGAAUCAGACUCGGGAACGAAGGAUGUGCAAAAUAUCCAAACUGCUCAAUUCAAAACCAUGAAUAAAAAUGUGAACUCGAGUUGUGAUUCUGGCCGUCAGAGUCAGCACAAAAAAGCUAAGAAGGAUCACGGAUCGACACCAGCUACUCUUGGUCAAAAAGCAGAUGUGAAAGACGGGGCACUUGAAAAAGAUGCUUAUUCUGUUGGACAUGAGAGAAGCAUUGAGGUCAACGUCGCUAUGAAAAAACAAGCUAAGAAGGAGGCCAAAUCCACUCAUGUUGACAGUCAUUCUUCGCAGCAACAUCUGAUUAGCACAUCAGCUGCUGAAGAUGAAAACAGUGAGAUGGACCUGUACAGGGGAGAAGAGGAAAUAGAACAGGAACUAAUAGAGAAGCACCUGUCAAAGUCAGUCCCUCCAGUGGCUGUUGGUGAGAGCCAGAGCAGUGUGCUAGCUCCUGAGGAUCUUCAGACCUACAGCAAGAGAGAGUGGAAAGGCAACACCACCAAAAGUCGCCUUAUCCGAAAGGGAUAUGAAACAAUUGCCAAUAUCUUCGAUCUACGUAGAGUAAGAGGUGAUAACUAUUGUGCCCUGAGGGCGACGCUCUUCCAGGUGCUCAGCCAGUCAGAACAGCUUCCUGCCUGGUCACAAGAUCCUGACAUCAUUAAAAUCGAGUCUGAUAAGGAUUUGAUUCAGGACUGGCAGUUUCCAUUUGAAAGCAAGAGGAGCAAAGUGGAGCUGAUGGAACAAUGUCUGGAGCUCCUGAAGAAAAGGUUGCAGGAGGCAGUCCAGUGUAAAAGUCCUAUGGAGAGGGAGCUUAUAUGCCAGCAGGUGUUCGUAGGUCUUGAUGAGGAGUAUGAGCUUUUGGAAGCUCUGAAGUUCCUGAUGUUGAGGAAUGCCAUUCAGCUACACUCAGAUAUGGUGAAAGGCUCUGAUGUACCCGAGUUCUGCUGGCUCCUCUUUGCUCGUGACACCUCUAAAUGCCCUCAGACCCUCCUCACCAACCACCUGAGACAUGUAGGCUUCAGUGGUGGACUGGAACAGGUAGAGAUGUGCCUCCUGGGUCAUUCCCUUCAACAGACGAUUCAGGUCUAUCGGCUCUACAAGUCUGACACCGAAGAGUUCAUCACAUACUACCCCAGUCAUCAUAGGGAGGACUGGCCUUGCCUGUGCUUGCUCACAGAAGAUGACAGACACUACAAUGCACUUGUACCCAAAAGUCAAACGUCUACCAAAUUUAAUAAAUAUGGUAGACCAAUGUGGAAUCAGCCCUCAGGUGGACAAUCAUACAUAACUACACGUCUUUAAAGAGUAUAUGACAAUCACUCACGAUCUGCAAAGCUCAGGAGUUACAAUCCCUGUUUUUUUCCCCAUGGCAGUUACUGGAUUUGCAUUUUGGGAUGUUUUUGCUUUCAAGUUUUAUGUAGUUUUAAUGACUAGUUUAUCCGUAUUCUGCUACCUAAAGGUAGGCAAUGUAAAAUUUUAAACCAAAUGUUACGGUAGGUCUUUUUAAAAUUAAGGAUGAAACGAUACAUUUUUAUAUUAAUUGAGUGCAAUGGUUUUCUGAGACACCAGCUGAUUUUUUCAGUUUAUAAGGUUAAUUAUUGAUUUGCAUAUUGCAAUAAAAUCA